Messenger RNA from Kickxella alabastrina, 2708 nucleotides. RefSeq names its product P-loop containing nucleoside triphosphate hydrolase protein. The coding region runs from base 67 to 2595 and encodes 842 amino acids. Gene Ontology annotation, cellular component: cytoplasm; mitochondrial matrix. The transcript has a single exon. The record is from RefSeq and is a predicted model, not a curated record. Gene Ontology annotation, molecular function: ATP binding; ATP hydrolysis activity. NCBI's taxonomy places the organism in Eukaryota, Fungi, Kickxellomycota, Kickxellomycetes, Kickxellales, Kickxellaceae. Gene Ontology annotation, biological process: cellular response to heat.
AUUUUUAUUUAUAAUUUCGAUGAACUGUUCACAAUUUUAUAUUUAUUUUUAAAUACACGCACAUUUAUGCUAUCGCACAAACUUUGUAGAGCCGGCCCGCUCUCUUCUUGGGCCACCGCGAGCGCGAUUCGCACGACUACAGCCACAACUGCCCCUGCCGCCAGGGCGUCGCUGCUGGUUUCUGGCAGAGCGCAGAUCGGUCAGCGUCGCUGGUUGCUGACCGCCAUUGGGAACCGCAGCCACUAUAUGACUACGAAGCCUCUCACCGCUUUGGCUGCCACAGCCACUGUUGUUUCUCGCCGUGGUUACGCAAUGGGUCCUCAGGGAUUCCGGAUGGCCCAGGAGCCGGCCGCGCCUGAGCCUGGAGAGGCGCUGAAGAAAUACGGCGUAGACAUGACCGAGCUCGCCAAGAACGGUAAGCUGGAUCCGGUCAUCGGCCGCGACGACAUCAUCCGGCGUGUGAUUCAGAUUCUCUCGCGGCGCACAAAAAACUCUCCUGUGCUGACUGGUGUUGCUGGCGCCGGCAAAACGGCAAUUGCCGAGGGUCUGGCGCAGCGCAUAGUCAAGGGCGAGGUGCCCGAGAGCAUGAAGGAGAAGCGACUGAUUGCGCUUGAUCUGGGCGGGCUAAUCGCCGGCACAAAAUUCCGCGGCGAGUUCGAGGAGCGCCUCAAAGCAGUGCUCAAGGACAUUGAGGACGCACCGGACGUUAUUAUCUUUAUUGAUGAGCUGCACAUGCUGUUGGGGCUUGGCAAGACUGACGGCGGCAUGGACGGCGCCAACUUACUCAAGCCGGCGCUCGCCCGCGGCACGCUGCACUGCCUGGGCGCGACCACGCUGGACGAGUACCGCAAGUACAUCGAAAAGGACGCCGCCUUAGCACGCCGCUUCCAGCCGGUGAUUGUCAGCGAGCCCUCGGUGCCCAGCACAAUCUCGAUCCUGCGCGGCCUCAAGCCUAAGUAUGAGGUGUUCCACGGCGUGCAGAUUGCUGACAGCGCGCUUGUCAGCGCAGCAACACUUGCACAUCGCUAUAUUACCACCAGACACCUGCCAGACUCGGCCAUCGACCUGGUUGAUGAGGCGUGCAGCAUGCUGCGCACGCAGCAGGAGAGCAAGCCCGAGCCGAUUGAACAGCUUGACCGUGCCAUCAUGACUAUCCAGAUUGAGCUCGAAAGCCUGAAAAAGGAGCAAGACGUGGCCAGCACGGAGCGCCGCGACACGCUGCAGAAGCUGCUCGAGGACAAACAGGAGGAGUGCAAGCGGCUGACUGACCAAUGGGACACGGAGCGUACCGAGCUCGACCGCAUAAAGUCCAUCCGCAAGCGCCUUGAUGUUAUACAAAACGAGCUCGAACAGGCGCAGAGAUCGGGAAACUUUACCCGCGCGUCCGAGCUGCAGUACGGCGCCAUCCCAAAGCUGCAGGAAGAGCUCGCCGGCCACAAAGAAAAGGCGCACGGGGGCAACUUGCUCAGCGAUCGGGUCACUUCGGACUCGAUUGCGCAGACGGUCUCACGAGCCACAGGCAUCCCGGUGUCGUCAUUGCAGCAAAGUGAGAAGAAGAAGCUCUUGCAAAUGGAAAACGCGCUGAGGAGGCGCGUAGUCGGCCAGGAUGUGGCUAUUUCGGCCGUCGCCGAGGCCGUUCGCCUCAGCCGCUCGGGACUGCAGAGUGACCAUCGCCCGAUUGCUUCGUUCAUCUUUGCCGGAGGCACAGGCACCGGAAAGACCGAGCUGUGCAAGGCCCUGGCCGAGUUCCUGUUUGACACCGAGUCGGCCAUCGUGCGCAUCGACAUGAGCGAGUACAUGGAGCGCUUUUCGACGUCACGUCUGAUCGGCGCGCCGCCCGGGUAUGUGGGUUCCGAGAACGGCGGCGAGCUGACCGAAGCCGUCCUGCGCAAGCCGUACUCUGUCGUGCUAUUUGACGAGAUCGAGAAAGCGCACCGUGACGUGGCCAAUCUUUUGCUGCAGGUGCUCGACGAGGGCCACUUGACCGACUCUCAGGGCCGCAAAAUUGACUUCCGCCAGACCAUAAUUGUGUGCACCAGCAACCUGGGCUCGGACCUGCUAGCCACUGACCCUGCGGCUGAUCCAGACGCUCCCGAGUCUGAGGUCGUCAGCCCCGCCAUUCAGUUGCAGAUCAAGGGCAUGGUCGCUCAGCACUUUAGCCCCGAGUUUGCCAACCGCAUUGACGACCUGAUUGUUUUCAACCGGCUUUCGCGCCAUGCUAUUCGCCAGAUUGUUGACGUUCGUCUGGCCGAAGUGCAGAAACACCUUGACGAUCGUCGUAUUAAGCUUGAGGUCUCGGACGAUGCCAAGGAGUGGCUGGCCGACCGCGGCUACGAUCCCGUGUAUGGCGCUCGCCCGCUGAACCGUGUGAUUCACAAGCGCCUCUUGAAUCCGCUCGCGCGCUGCCUGAUCGACGGCAGCAUCUGCAAUGCCGAAACGGUCAAGGUGCGUGUUGAGGGCGAGGGCAUCACCCGCGAGCUGGCGAUAGUGCAAAACCACAAGUCCAACCCGAAUGUCGGCGAGAGCAACGACGGCGAGCAUGAUGUCGAUAACCACGACGCUGACUUUACCGAGAUUCCUCCCGCAAAGGAGUAAGGUGCUAGCGUGCUGGUGCUUUUUUAUCUUAUUUUUCCUACUAUUAGAAUUACUGAAUAUAAAAUAUUUUGUUUUGAUAAAGCCACCAAUACAUAAAUACCAAUACAUCUAUC